AUGAAGCUCCAAGAUAGUUAUAAAUCGUAUGAAGAAUUCGAAAGAAGUUUUAGAAUCUACAAAGACACACAUUUUGUAGAUUAUUUUAUUAAAGACUGUAAGACAUUGGCCUCCAUUAAUACAAAAUUCCCAAAUGGUAGAAUGGUUACUGCAUCAAGUGAUUUGAAAUAUUAUUAUAUAAAAUUUUGUUGUGUACAUGGAGGAAGCUACAAAAAAAAAAAAACACUUGAACAACGUUCCACAUCUACAUUGCGCCAAGGCUGUGAAGCUGGCAUUUAUUUGAAAGCAUCAGAUGAUGGAAAAUCUUUGGUCAUAACAAAAAUGACCGAGGACCACAACCACGAGGUUUCCAGGGUAUUAUACAGUUAUCUCCCUAAUCAAAGAAAGAUCACACCUGAAAAUAAGGCUAUUGUAUUGGAGUUGAUGGACCUUAAGGCAAAUAAAAAAAUGAUACAACAUAAAAUAAUGAACGAAACUGGGAAAAUUGUUACUUUGAAAGACUUAUCAAAUAUUCAUACUACAGGCAGAAAAAAUUAUUCAAAUAACAAUUUAGUGGAGGUUGUGAAUAAAUUAAAAACUAAAUUUAAUUGUAUUGUUGAAAUAUCAACAGAUGAGGCAAAUAACCUAAAUGGUAUUUUUAUACAGGACAGAUUCAUGACUGAAUCGUUUGAAGCAUUUCCAGAGGUAGUUUUUGCAGAUGCUACAUACAAAUUGCUUGUUUUAAGACUGCCAGUAUACGUAUUAAUGACGGAGGAUGGAGAUGGACAGAGCGAAAUAGCAGCAAUCGGCUUAUUAGUUAAUGAGGAAGAAGUUACCCUACGCUGGUUUUUUGAAACUUUAAAAAAAAAAAACCCAAUUUCGGCUAAAACUCGAGUAUAUAUAACGGACAAGGAUAUGAAAGAGAGAAAUGUUAUUAAGCAAAUCUUUCCUAAUGUUGCACUAACAAUAUGUUUAUUCCAUACACUAAAAACAUUUAAUCGGGAAAUUACCAGUGAUAAGCGAAAUAUCACUCCCAAUGAAAGGGACACGAUAAAAGAAGUAAUUCAAAACAUUGUUUAUUGUAAGUCAGAAAUGGAKUAUGACAAUUUAUACCAAUACUUGAAAACUGUAGCACCUGAGUCAGUCAUGGAAUAUUAUAAUAAAAACUGGCAUGGAAUAAGGGAUGAAUGGGUUAUAGGCAUGACUUAUAUGACAGGAAAUUUAAUGAACAAAACAAAUAACAGAUUAGAGAGUUUCAACGGGAAACUCAAAUCUGUUAUUUGUUGUUUUUCCACUUUGGAAAAUUUUGUAGAAAAAUUAUUCAUUGUUCUUAAAAGCAUUAGAUUAGAACGCGAUAAAAAUGCUGUGAAGUUAGUUCAGAAACACCCUAUUCAAAUGACUCAAACUCCUGAAUUAGAUAAUUAUUACAAUUUGUUAACACCUUAUGCAUACAAUUUAAAAAAAAAACAGUUUGAAUAUGACGAUGAAAGUAUUACUCUUAAAAAUACAACUGAGAAUACCUGCAGUUGUAUUUUUUAUAACUCUAUGAGACUUCCGUGUUGUCUUUUUUUUAAAGUAAGAAAACAAUCACUGACACCUUUAUUUGAUGCUGAUUUGUGUGAAAAAAGAUGGACAAGAAAUUAUUAUUAUAAAACUCAAAGGGUUUUUAAAAAUGUUGAGGUUGUUGUUUCUGAUAGUGAUACUACAGUAACUACAUUAUAUAGAAAAAAGAAAAAAGUCCCGACAACUCACGAAAAGUUCAGAAAAGCAACAUUAAUAAGUGCAAAGAUUGCUGAAUUAAUUUCCCAAGCUUCAAAUGUUCAUUUCUAUAGAAAAAUUGAACAGCUUGAAUAUGUAUAUAAUAAUUGGUUGAAAGGGCAUGAAGUAUCUAUUAAAGUGUUAAAUGUAGAUAAUGACUUUACUGAUGAUGUUGAAAAUGAAGAUUUAGAAAAUCAUAACAGACAGGAUAACUACCCAGACAAUGAUAUUGUGGAUGUAAACGAUAAAACUAUGGAUGCUGGAUUCUCAGAAAAUGUUAACAAUCAGGGUAAUUAA
Messenger RNA from Diuraphis noxia (Russian wheat aphid), 2034 nucleotides. RefSeq lists its product as uncharacterized. NCBI's taxonomy places the organism in Eukaryota, Metazoa, Arthropoda, Insecta, Hemiptera, Aphididae. The record is from RefSeq and is a predicted model, not a curated record.